Molecule: messenger RNA, 1694 nt
Organism: Aedes aegypti (yellow fever mosquito)
Lineage: Eukaryota; Metazoa; Arthropoda; Insecta; Diptera; Culicidae
Gene: Nle
Product: protein Notchless
Exons: 4
Coding region: 152-1597 (481 amino acids)
Biological process (GO): ribosomal large subunit assembly; Notch signaling pathway
Cellular component (GO): nucleolus
Molecular function (GO): protein binding
Source: RefSeq, a predicted model, not a curated record
AACAAAUCGCUUUGAAGUUGUUCGCUCGGUUCGUUUCGGAUCUACACACGUGUUUUUAUUUACGCUAGUGAGAUACGCGCGAUUUCGGUGUGGUAAAUCAAAAUUAAAGGAUUUUACCGUAAUACGACCGAUCUUAGGUCCAGCUGACACCAUGGAGAUAGAUGGCGAGGAAGCUACUCCACAGACACAUACCAUCCAGGCUCGGUUUGUGUCGGAUGUGGGAGUUGAAGCCGGUCCCCCUUUGGAUCUGCCGGUGAACGUGACCAAACAGCAACUGGAGUUGAUCUUGAAUGCCCUGCUGAAGAAUGAGGACCAAACACCGUAUUUGUUCUUCAUCAACGACGACGAAGUGCGAGAUUCCAUUCAGCAAACGCUUGGCGCCAAACAGUUGGACGUGGAAAAUGUGCUGGACAUUGUCUACCAGCCGCAAGCUGUCUUUCGGGUGCGGCCCGUAACCCGCUGCACAAGCUCAAUGCCCGGCCAUGCGGAAGCAAUCGUGUCACUCUCGUUCAGCCCCAACAGUUUGCAUUUGGCCAGUGGGUCCGGAGAUACCACUCUUCGGCUGUGGGAUUUGACAACGGAAACGCCUCACUUCACCUGUACAGGGCACCGGAAUUGGGUUCUGUCCGUAGCAUGGUCACCGGAUUCCUUGAAGGUUGCCUCGGCAGAUAAGGCGGGAGAAAUUCGGGUUUGGUGUCCCGAAACGGGUAAACUGCUCGGUCGCCCUCUGGUUGGCCACAAGAAGUGGGUUAGCUGCCUCAGCUGGGAGCCAUACCACAAGAACCCCGAAUGCCGGUAUUUGGCCAGUGCAGGAAACGAUAAUGAUGUAAGGAUUUGGGACGUCGUGUUGGGAACCUGUACGAAAACCAUUGCAGGUCACACUGCUCCAGUGACUGCAGUUCGCUGGGGAGGAUCGGGCUUGCUUUACACAUCGUCCAGAGAUCGCUCCAUCAAAAUGUGGCGUGCCGAGGAUGGCGUACUCUGCAAAACUUUCACAGGACAUGCUCAUUGGGUCAACAAUCUGGCAUUGAAUACGGAUUAUGUGCUGCGCACCGGACCUUUCCAUCCCGUUAUGGACCGCAGCAAAUCGUAUGCAGUUUCCGAUAAAACAGAAAUGCAAAAAUCCGCCCUCGAACGGUUCGAAAAGGUUUGUCCGGAUGGAGUGGAAUCGUUCGUUUCGUGUUCUGACGAUUUCACGCUCUAUCUGUGGAAAUCCAGCCAGAAGCAGUUCAUCACGAGAAUGACCGGCCACCAGAAUGUCGUUAACGAUGUGAAAUAUUCGCCGGACGUGAAGCUCAUAGCUUCUGCCUCGUUCGACAAGUCCGUACGAUUGUGGCGCGCCGGUGAUGGAGCGUUUAUCUGUGCAUUCCGGGGCCACGUGCAAGCCGUGUAUACCGUGGCAUGGUCUGCCGAUUCCAGGUUAAUCUUGAGCGGGAGCAAGGACUCGACGCUGAAAGUAUGGAGUGUGAAAGAAAGGAAACUAGCGCAGGAACUUCCCGGGCAUGCCGACGAAGUGUUUGGUGUUGAUUGGGCUCCCGACGGUUCCAGAGUUGCUUCUGGUGGAAAGGACAAGGUGUUGAAACUAUGGACAUACUAAAUCAUGGAUGGCAGAUUUAUAGAUAUUUACUCUGAUAGGUAUAGGAAUUUCCUACAAAUAUAAUGUGUAUUGUGCUUAUUAAAAGCAUUCAAGAGUA